GCCACGGAAACCUCGGCUUUUCCCUCCCCUUCCUGGUUACGCAAACACACCGCCUGGCGGGAGAAAGCGGCUCUGUUUGGGAAAGGAGGACUCAUUGAGCCCUCCAUUUUGGCUGAGGGGAGCCCAUCGCUGGCUGGAAAAGGCGCCCUUUGGACAAGGAGAAAUACGCCAUCAACUUUCUUUUGAUCAUGGACCAUCGAUAUGAAGAUGUAUCAGACUGUGAAGUGGAUCACUCCUUUUUUGACAGUGACUUUGAGGAGGAGCUGAAGAAAAAAGGAACCACAACAAAAAUAGAUGGGGAAAAUAGUGGUGAAAUUCCACAAACAGAAGAUACAGUUGAGAGUAAUACUAACAUGAAUAUCGAAACUAAAGUGGUGGAAGGUGGCUUGAUAGAAGAAGAAAAACAAGAGAAAGAGGCAGAAUUACAAAAGGAAGACACUUUGAUUAGUCAUGCAUAUCAACCUGAGAAUGCCGCAUCCUUGGCGUCCCUCAAUUUAGAAAAUGCAAGUUCAUCAGGUACAAAAUCAGCAGAAGGUAGCAGAAUGCAUGAAAAAAAUAUUCCAAGUAAGAUUCCUGAAAUAGAUAAAAAAUGUGAAGUAAAUUACUAUACAGAUGAAGAAGACAGCAGCGAUGACAGCAGAAACCAGAAAGUUAGGCUCAAGUUGUGUAAACAGUCAAGUGGUGCAAAGGGUAGCAAGACCAUUGCAGUCCAUGCCUCUUCCUCCUCCUCUUCAACUUGCAGUUCUGAUACAGAUGGUUUAGACACAGACGAUGGCUUGUCAGACUCUUCAUGUUCUUCUUCAAAAAAGAACAGCAUGUAUAGCCUAGCACUACUUUCUCCAAAACAAAAAACUGCCCCAGGUAUCAAGUCAGUGGAAAUCAAACCAAAGCUAGGCGACGAUGCAGAAGAAUCAGAAGACACAGUGACCGAUGUCACUCCUCUUUCAACACCAGAUAUCAGUCCCAUCCAAUCUUUUGAAGUUGCAGCAUCCAAUGAUAAGAAGCUGAAGGUUAAAAGGCAAGAAAAUGUGAGCCAGGAAUUAUAUGAACCAGACCUGGAUCACAGAUGUCAUCAAAAGGUCCUGAACGAAGCUCUGGACUUGAAUAAUCUUUUGAAAGCUUUUCUGCAGUUGGAGAAAAAGGAACAAGAGAAGAUGGUCUUGGAUCAGUCUUCUCUAGGGUCAAGAAAAAACUACUCUUUCACAAAUGAUGAAGUGCGACAAAUUGAUCAGGAAAAUCAACGGCUCUUAAAAGAACUGACAAAACAAGCUACAAAACCCAGAAGCAAAAGUGCAUCAAUGAAAAAACCUUCAGGCCCAACGGCUAAGAUGUACCACAGUGCCAUCAACAGGCAGAGGGAACAACAAAGGAUUGAUAGAGAGAAUCUGGCUUUUUUGAAGAGACUUGAAGCAGUGAAACCCACAGUCGGUUUGAGGCGCUCAGAACAACUCAUGGACUAUCAACGGCAAAUGAGUUACCUUAGUGCUUCUCCUACUCCUAGAAGAGGGAAGUCCGCUUUAAGCCAUCAUAGCCCUUCUCGAGUCGCUUCACGACCAUCCAGCCACAGCGCAUCCAGUACAAUAAGCAGGAGGAGUGAAAGACCAGUUUUUGACUCAUCCAGAAGUUCUUUGCAGCGAUUGAACCCUACUAGCAUCCGUGGUGCCUGGUUAUAAGUUUAGAUGCAUUGCACCACCAGAUUUCUAAUUCUGACGUUUUUGCAGAUUGCUGUAAUUCUGUAUAAGAGUAUUGUAAUAUUCACCAUUGGUGAAUAAAGGACACCCAGAAGUGAUAUUAACACCAAAGGGAAACAACAUUGGUUAAAUUAUUUUGUUUUAUUUAAUUGCAGGCAAAUUCUCUAUUCCAUCUCUUGAAUAGUAUUUUCUCAAUCAGUAUUUCCUCUUAAGAGAUGUUUAUACAGAAAAAAAUUGGCAAUACUGUAAAUCUUCUUUAUAAUCUUUUAAAUCUUCCAUUAAAUUUAGAUUUGAUAAUUGCCACAUUUUGGGACCAGAAGGGGAAACUGCUUUCCAUUAUCUUUUACAAUAAAUAUUCAUGCCUGUUUUUAAGUCUUGAAUUUUGUUUUCUUAUAUAAUGAAUGUAGCUGCCAUUUUUAAUUCAGCGUAAUCUAUUUAUGCAGCCUUUUAGUAUAAAUCAGUAGUGUUUAUGAUAAUGAUAUAUACAAUCUUAAUGGUAACUGGGGAGAGAGCAUAUGUCACACAGUUACACUGUUAUUUAUUGUUGAGCAUUCAAAUGCUCAGGUGGCCAUGAAAUGAAUCCUUUUGAAAGCGCCAAUUCUGUGCUUUUUUCCAUAUUUGCAUUCCAAGAACAAUUUCAGUCUAUUCAUGCUUAAUUUCAUCCAUUUUCUGCAAUACUUCACAAACUGAAUCCAAAUUCAAUGAAGCAUCUUCUGUUGUGCAUUAAAUUCAGAACAUUGACAGUUUUAAUGUCUUAAGUGGUAUGUUUUCAAGCAAAUAAUGUGGAAGAGUGGUCUCCGUAAGGGCUUUAUCUUUGGUUGGCCUUGUAACGUGACUUUUGGGUAGCUCUGACUGUGCAAUAUAUGUGCAGAAUUAUGCUGAUUGUUCAGUGAUGUUUCUUUAAUAAAUACCAAUGAGCAGCUAUGUUGUGAAUGCACUUUCUAACUGCAAGCACUUUUACAUUUUUCAGUGACAUUUUCCUCUUUGAUAAAACAUUACAGCUUGUACUAGUUUUAAAUAAUGUAGUUGUAGCAUUGUACUUGGUUGGUUAUAGCAGAUUUGUAUGUCAGUCUUUAAAAUCUAAGUAAAAUAACUAAUUAUCCUAGUGUUCAGCAUUGCACUAUAUUCUCAACAAUUUACCUUUGUGUUGUAACAAAAUCAACACUAUUGAGUUCUAAUUUAAUAAAGUGUGUCUUUCAGUUGUCCA
Molecule: messenger RNA, 2898 nt
Organism: Anolis carolinensis (green anole)
Lineage: Eukaryota; Metazoa; Chordata; Lepidosauria; Squamata; Anolidae
Gene: cfap97
Product: cilia and flagella associated protein 97
Exons: 6
Coding region: 189-1673 (494 amino acids)
Biological process (GO): spermatogenesis
Source: RefSeq, a predicted model, not a curated record